This is a messenger RNA of Lucilia sericata (common green bottle fly), 5247 nucleotides long. It is a transcript of the gene Fife, whose product is annotated as regulating synaptic membrane exocytosis protein 1. The record is from RefSeq and is a predicted model, not a curated record. Gene Ontology annotation, biological process: calcium ion-regulated exocytosis of neurotransmitter; regulation of membrane potential; positive regulation of synaptic transmission. Gene Ontology annotation, cellular component: presynaptic membrane; cytoskeleton of presynaptic active zone. Gene Ontology annotation, molecular function: transmembrane transporter binding; small GTPase binding. NCBI's taxonomy places the organism in Eukaryota, Metazoa, Arthropoda, Insecta, Diptera, Calliphoridae.
AAUAUUAUUUAAAAUUAGAAAAAUAUUAUAUAAAAAAUAAAAUAAUUAAAAAAAAAGAUUACUUUAAAACAAAGGAAAAGUGCAAAUAAAAUAAAACAACGGAGUACCUUGGCCAGCAGUAUGAAUAAAUAAAUAAAUAAUACAAGCGAAAUAUAUGAGUUAUGACCUUGAGUACAGCUUAAAUAACCUGCAGCUAUAAAUCAAAGCGGAAACCCAUUAAAACACGCCAAUAACAAAUAACUUUACUACAUCACCAUCAUCCUCAUCAGACUACUAUAACCCACACUGUUUUACAAUAUAGAUGUAUUGAUAAAACAUAAAUAUAAAAAUCAUUUUCAAAAAAUAAAGAAAAUUUGAAAUUUGUUACAAGGAUAUUUAUAAAUGUUGCAGAAUACGGAAUGCGAGCCGUUGCGCACAGCCCAAGGAAAUAAAAUAAAUCUUUAACAGAUUUACACAAAUCCCUUUAAAAGCAACUUAGAAAAGAAAAACAAACAAGAAAAUGCCAACAAAAUGGUCUUUGCCUGGAAAAAAUGAUUUAAAAGGAAAAGAAAACUAAAAAUUUUAUUCAACAAACAAACUAAAGUAACAAGAAAUUAAAAGAAAGCUCUAAAACUAAAUACACAAAAACGAACGAGAUAUUAGGAAAAGCAAAAAAAAGUUGUUAAUUAAAAAAAAAUUAACAAAAACUAAGAAAAAAGUAAAAUCCACUAUAAAACGACAAGAAAAUGAAGAAAUUAAACAUAAAAAAUCAAAUAAAAUAAAAAAUAAAAAACGUGACAAUAUUUAAUCCCUUUUCUUUCAAAGUAAAACAUGUUGUAAUUAAUAAUAAUUUAAAAAAUAAAAUAAAGAAUUUAAUUUAAAAUUAAAAGAAAACAAUUUGCAAAUUAAAAUUAUUAUUAAAGUGAUACUUUAAUUUGUAUUAAACAACAAAAUAUAUUUAAACUAAUUCAAAACAACAAAGAAAUAACAACUUACAACAAAAUGUUGCCAACAAAUGUGAUGACGUUUAUGAAAAAGAUGGUGGCGACUGAUGAAAAUGCUUCCACACAAAACACCACAGAUACUGGAGGCACAUUCGGCAAACUAAAACAGACACUUUCAUCCUCACUCUUAACGGCACAGGAUCGAGUGAAUAAAAUGUCACCACGUCCAUCGUUAAUACCAACAGAUACGGAUGCCACUUAUGGCAACUAUCAACAGCAACAGGAUGCAGCGGCAAAUCAAAAUAACAACAAUAAUAAUAAUACAACAAGUACAACAACGUCAGCGACAAGUGGCAGUAUUAGUAGUGGUGGUGGCACUUCAAAUUCCUCAAAACAUACAGAACCCGGACGUCGAGCGGGUGCUUGUCGGGUGUGUUUGAAAUCAUUUAAACCCGAUGACUUCCAUAAGACGUGUUUCGAAUGCCAGCAGCGUGUGUGUGAAGAUUGUGCCAGCUAUAGUAAAUUGGAGGAAAAUGAGGAUGCGAAUAUGUGGCGCUGUAGUGUGUGUCGAAGAAAGAUGGCCUCACGUGUUUGUAUACCACAGAAUUCAACAGACUCUAGUCUGGAUGUACCAGUAUUAGAAGCAUUGCAACGACGUCAUUCAGAUGCCAAAUUGGGAUCAAGCACACAAACAUUAGCGCCUGCAAAUGGUAGUGCUGCUUUGGCCCCACCUCGUAGUCCCGAACUAAGACGACAUUCAGAUGUAUCACCUGCGUCAUUAAAAGAGCUGGAAAGGCAAUUGAAAGGCAACAAGACACCCGGUGGUGAUAUGGACUGGCGCAAGGGUGGCCAUAGUAUGGCACCCAGUCGCUCGGGUAGUCCGCCACGACAAGAGGAAUUAAGUUUUGGACCACCUCUCUCACGCAUGGCUUCCAGACGUGGCUCAAGAGUUGCCCGUCAACACAGUUAUGAUGAUGAUGCCAAUGCCACAGGUGCCGGUGUAGCCGGCAGUUUGGGUGCUGGUGUUGAUAUGGGUUUGGGUAUACCAGCCAUGCCCAGAAGAAAAUCGGCUUAUGAUGUUUUCGCUCCGGGUGUUUUGCAAGCAGCUGCUCAAGCUUCUCAACGUUCUCCUGGCGAUGCCACACUGGGUCCACAGAUCGCUUUGCCCGGCUCUCGAAGACCUUCAUUUCGUGUGCCUCAUCCCUCGGAAGAUAUUAACAAUGAUGAAUCACCCAGCCCAGAUAAAGGUAGUCCGGUGUUAACGGUCGACGAGGAUAGACGUAUGCGAAGGAGAGGUUCACAAUUACCUGAUUUGGCUGCUUUACAAUCACGCGGUGCUCUACCCACUUCCGGCAUACCCUCGGCUAUACCACCCCCAUUGGCUGCUUUCACCGGUCCCAAUUUAGAAGAUCUUGAAGCGCCACGACGUCAAACAUCGAUGGAUGGUGAACAGAUUAAAAUUGUUAUUCACGAUGUUGAUUCAGGACCCAUAUGUUCGUCGAAACGACGUAUUAUUUUAAGAAGAGAUCCUUCAGAUAAAGCUCAUCGCACGCGUGGUUUUGGUAUGCGUGUUGUGGGCGGUAAGACUGGUGCUGAUGGCAGACUAUUUGCGUAUAUUGUUUGGACUGUGCCUGGAGGACCAGCUGAAAAGAAUGGUUUACAACAGGGCGACAAGAUUUUAGAAUGGAAUGGCAUGUCUUUAAUCGAUCGCAGUUUCGAAGAGGUCUGCAGUAUAAUGGAUCGUACAGGUGACGUAGUGGAAUUGUUAGUAGAACAUGCUACCGACUUUCGUAUGUGUGAUUUAUUCGAUGAAAAUAUACCACCCGGUAAUAGUGGUGGCAAUGAAAGAGGACCCAGACGUUCGGGUGAUGGACCCAUUGGUUUGGGUUUAAUAGCGGACCCCGAAACUACUACAGACAAAUCACCGGCUUCGCCGACACGACGGAAAUUACCCAAAACUCCGGAACAAAUUGCUAGAGAAAAACAGGUCAGUGGUAGAGUACAAGUACAAGUUUGGUAUCAUGCAGAACGUAGUGAACUGGUAGUGAGUCUAAUGGCAGCCGAUGAUUUGGCUUUGCGUGAUGAGGCCUAUGGGCAUGGUAAUUUACCGGAAGCAUAUGCCAAAGUUCGUAUAUUGCCGAAGUGCGGCGAUGGCUCUGUUCAACAAACCGAAGUUUGUCCGCCUGCCCAAAACCCGAUCUGGAAUGCCACCCUCACAUUCGCACACGUGAAAGCCGAUAGCCUCAUGGAUCGUUAUAUUGAAAUACAACUGUGGGAUUUGGUACCUCAUACCGAAUCGAUAUUUCUGGGUGAAUGCAGCCUCGAAUUGCAACAGGCCUUUCUCGACGAUCGUGCCAUUUGGUGUCGCCUCGAUGAUCCAAAGGGUCUGCGGGGCAUCAGCAUGUCAAAAUCCCCCAGUGUAUCACCGCGCGGCUCUAUAGCUGCGGGCGGUCCCGGAGGCGAUGUUUCACGUUUGCUGAGGCGCGACUACAAUAUGCAACGUUCCAUAUCGGAUGAUGUGGAUUCGAUUGGUGAGUGUACGUCCCUGUUGCAUCCAGAUCAUGCAUGGAUAGCGGGCUCGCGGCGAGGCUCAUCCCAAUCGGAAACACUGGAAGUGGAAGUCUAUCAGUUGGGUAAAGAUUUUUCACGCUCUUUGCCCGGCUCUCGUCGAUCAUCAUUUCAAGAUGCUGAUAAGAAUCGAGAAGAUGAUAUGGCUCCACCUCCGACCACGUAUUUAGUGGGACGACGACGAUCUUCGGUGGCACGCAGAGAUCCCGAUGAAAUAUUGAAAUCAUUGAAGGCGGUGCGUGGCGAAUUGGGACGAGCCAUGAGUUUGGGCACCGAACAGCCCAUGAAGAGAAUGGGUUCAAGGCGUGCUAGCCGUGUGGGUUUACCCAGUAAUCCCAGCAGUCGCAAGAGCUCAAUUUAUGAUUUGUCACAACAACAGCCUAUAGUGGUUCAUCAGUUGCCGGUGGGUAUAGGCAACACAGCGACCAGUCCACCUUCCGAUGAAGAAGACAAACGUUUCUCACCGAAAUGGAAGGGCAGUGGUGGUAAUUUACCACCUCCCACACCUAAACAGGCACUCUCAAUGUUAAAACAAGCCUCUUCGGCUACCAAUGUAUCACAGGGCAUUAACGAACGACAAUACUAUUUGGGAACACAGGAUAGUCCAAAACAUUUACGCAAGGGCAGCAUGUAUAAUCUAAAAGCCAACGAGAAUGUACAACGCAAAGGCAGUAUUUAUGCCAUGGCGGCCACAGAUUCAACUAUGGGUGCACGUCAACGCAAGAGUAGCAUGUUUAUUAGCAGCGCUAGUGAAGCAUAUGAUAGUCCUGAGAUGUUACGUAAGAAUAGUGUUAAGCCUACGACAGACAACCCGUCCAUGAUGCGUAAACAGAGCAUGUAUCCAUCGUCUGUGAACACCAGUACCAAAAAUCUUACUUCACUUUCGGACUCUACCAGUAAUAUCUCAUCAUCGGUUUCAUCGACGAUCAGUGGUAUAGCGACUAGUUAUGGUCUACAAUUGGGACCGGGACAAAUUCAUCCCAAGGGUUAUCGUUUGAUAACCGAACGUCAUGGUGAACUUAAAAUGGGCUUUAAUAAGGUCAAGGGAACGGUGGAAGUUGAGAUCAUAUGUGCUCGCAAAAUAGUGCCCAUUGAUUGUGAAACGCCACCAGAUACUUAUGUUAAAUGCUAUAUAAAAGAUGGUGAUCGUUUGCGUCAUAAGAAGAAAACUCGCGUGGUGCGGCAUUCUGCUGAACCAUUCUAUAAGCAAACGAUCAAAUAUCAGAGCGCCGAUGUCUUUGGACGCAAUAUCGUUAUAAUGGUCUGGCAACGCUGUGUUGGUUUCGAACAUAAUCAGGGUUUAGGUGGUACUGAAGUUAAUUUGGAUAAAAUCAAUAUGGGACAACAUAUUGGUGGUUGGUAUCCAUUAUUUCCAAUGCAUUCAUUUGGUGGUUCUGAUUCGGAUAAUUCUCCUUGACCGAUUACGCCCAAAAAACCAAAACAGACCAAUAAUAAUAAUAAUAAAACAACAAAUGCAACAGCAUCAUCAUCAUCAACAACAACAACUAAUAUAACAAAUACAAUAAAAUCAGCUGCUGUGGCUGCAGUAUCGACAGCAACUAAGAAAACACCAAUAGUUAUUAAAGAAAAUAUUAAAGGGAAAAAUACAAUUUACUGUACCAAAGGUAUCAAUGAUUUAAUGAAUUUUUUCAAAACAAUAUUUAAAUGUAAACAUUUUAAUAGUUUUAAUGAACAUUUAUCUACAUUUGGCACAUUUGAGGAGUGUGUUUAAAAACAUAAAACAUAUAUAUAUAUA